This is a messenger RNA of Peromyscus californicus insignis, 1207 nucleotides long. It is a transcript of the gene Ufsp1, whose product is annotated as UFM1 specific peptidase 1 (inactive). NCBI's taxonomy places the organism in Eukaryota, Metazoa, Chordata, Mammalia, Rodentia, Cricetidae. The record is from RefSeq and is a predicted model, not a curated record.
AUGUCUGGGGCCGAGCUCCCCUCCCCGCGUCCGUGCGACGGGCGGGAAGUUGGGGCGGGGACCGAGUCUCCGAGACGCGGGGAGCAGAAGCCCCGGGAUUGGUGCAUACUGCUGCACCUUGCCCGCAGCAUCCGGCGGAAGCAAGUCCUGGGCCCGCCCCCUUGGGCGGAGCGAGCCGGGCUUGCCCGCGCCUGUCGGAAGGCCCGGAAGUCGGUGUCCACUGGUGGCGUCCCUCCUGCUUCAUGCUUCGGCUCGGUGAGGGUUCCCCGGGUCCGCGCGCCCACCCUGCCCGCAGCUAGCCCCAGCAAAGACCGGGAACCCGGAGUUCGCCCCGCCGCGGUGACAGCUGCCCCACUGAGCGCCCUGGAGCUGCUGCUCAAAGACGUGCACCUGGGCCUGGCUCUGCCCGUCCAGGGUCCCGCCCGCCUGGCCCUCCUCUCCGGCCACUACCUUUACUAUCACUACGGCUGCGACGGCCUGGAUGACCGCGGCUGGGGAUGCGGCUACCGCACCCUGCAGACACUGUGCUCUUGGCCCGAGGGCCUCUCGGGCGUGCCUGGGCUGGCAGCCAUACAGGCUGCCCUGGAGGACAUGGGCGACAAGCCGCCCGGGUUCCGGGACUCUCGGGAUUGGAUCGGCUGUGUAGAGGCCAGCCUCUGCCUGGAACACUUCGGAGGACCUCAGGGACGCCUAUGCCACGUGCCCCGUGGAGCCGGACUUGUGGGAGAACUGGAGCGGCUCUAUUCCCACUUCCUGGAGGGCGGCGGCCCAGUAAUGGUGGGAGGGGACGCAGAUGCUCAGUCCAAAGCCUUGCUGGGAGUCUGCGAGGGGCCAGGUAGGGACACCUAUGUCCUGACACUGGACCCACACUACUGGGGCACUCCGAAGAGCCGUAGUCAACUGCAAGCUGCUGGGUGGGUGGGCUGGCGAACGGUAAGCAGCGUCUUUGAUUCCAAUUCCUUCUACAACCUCUGCUUGACCAGACGUACCUGAUCAACGCACUCAGCCUGCACUGUGGGACUGGCACCUAUUACUUCUCACAGGUGCCCAGCAGACAAGUCUUUUCCAGCACCAACAAUCUGGGACAGGGGCAAUGACACAGGCAGGUAGAUCUAAGUUCAAAGCCAGCCUGAAAUUCUAGGCUAGGCAGGGUUACAGAGAAAGACACUGUUCUCAAAAUAAUAAUAAACUGGUAUAAUUCAGCUUA